Molecule: messenger RNA, 732 nt
Organism: Diachasmimorpha longicaudata
Lineage: Eukaryota; Metazoa; Arthropoda; Insecta; Hymenoptera; Braconidae
Exons: 2
Coding region: 25-624 (199 amino acids)
Source: RefSeq, a predicted model, not a curated record
ACAUCAAAAAAGUUAUGGAUUAAUAUGUUAGAAAAAGAUCUUGAUUUAUUCAAUCAAGUGAACUGCAUUGAUAAGAAAAAGGAUCUGAAAAAAAUACAGGCUCGCGAAAAACGUUUAAAACUCGCGGAAAAAAAGAAGGCCGACUUUAUCGCUCGCGAAAAACGUCGCGAACUAGCUAAGGAAAAACAAAGACAAUUUAGAGCUCGCGAAUCAGAAAAAAAUCGAUCCAAGGACAACACAUCGAAGGAUAUCAUCCCUGAGCCCAUGAUGGAAUUGGAUUCAUCGAUCGAGAUCAUUCCCAGCACUCCAUCGGUAAUCAAUUUAAUCCUGGAACGCGAGGGUGAAGAUGCUCAGCAUGGAUCAUUGAAUUUCGCGGCCUCAACCCCUACAAAACCGCGAAAAACUAUCGAGGAAAUCGAGGCCGUUCUAGUCGCGUUGGGCGCGUAUCUAGAACAAAGGAAUCGCGAGGACGAUUACGAAGGGCGAUGGGCUCCAACGCAGCGCCAAAAAGAGCUUGAUCAAAUUGCGAUGCAAUUGGAUCAAAGCGGGGAUGAUGAUGAUGAAGGAUUGGUCAUCCAGAGUCUUGAUUUCACCCCGUUAUCACCCAGUAACCGUUCGGCUUAAAAAUUUAUUAAACAUUUUUGUAUUUUUUGGAUAGCUGAAAUAAAAGUCAUACAUUUUAUUGCAUUACCUGUGAGUCGUGACUUUUUUUUAUUGCUAGGCAAGACCCAA